Messenger RNA from Durusdinium trenchii, 1827 nucleotides. NCBI's taxonomy places the organism in Eukaryota, Dinophyceae, Suessiales, Symbiodiniaceae. The record is from the annotation of a GenBank genome assembly.
AUGCUGUGCCACCCUGAGAACAGGGGAAGAAGCCUCAUAAACCCUUUCAAUGCCCACUGCAAGGGAGCAGAGAUCCUUGACUCAGGGCUGAAGGCUGACCUUCUCCCACCAAACUCCCUGGCUAUAGAAAUAUCUCGAGAUGUUGCCAAAAAAGAUAGUCAACUUGGUGCAAACAAAAGAAUGGUGGAUGAAGCAGGUGGCCUUCUUGCUUCAGUUCGAGGCGAUGAAAGGUUCCUGACUUUAGCAAAUUCCCAUUUUGUACAAUGGGCAAAAGCCAUGGAGCUUGGAUGCAAGAAGCCAGAUGGCUCCCAGAUGGUUCUGAGCGUUGACAUGAAACCUUUGCUCACUGAAGGUUGGCAGUGGCAGGUGAUCAGCCAUGAAGCUGAACAGAUUUGGCCAACUCUGCCUGGCUUCGCAUCCAUGGCCAUGAACAGCCACAAUACAAACCAAAUUGCCAGCAAUGAACUUGAAUGCAUGCUGCAGCUGGCUGCCUUGUAUGAAGAAGGCUUGAAGCUUGAUGAUGCCGUUCUGGCAGCUCAACAUGCAGCCCCAAGUUGCAAGACAGCAGGCCAUAGCCUUUUGAUUGGUGAAGAAAUGAUGAACCUCCUGGCACAUUAUGAUUUUCGCCUUCCUGGACAGGCCAUGGUCAUGACAAGGGUGGCUUUAGCAGCUUGCAUUUUGACAUCAAAGAAAUCACAGGAUGGCAUCUCCAAGUUGCUGUUCAAGAGCGACUUUGACAAAUUGAAAUCCAAGACAUCCACAAGAAGGCUUGAUGAAGUUCUGACUGACCUUUGGGCACAGGCCCAGGGAACAAGUGACAUCAAGUGGGGAUACCAGUGCUUUGGGCAAGCAUGUGUGAGGAUGGUGAUCCACAUCCUUGGAAAGGAAAGGCUUGCAAAGCAAGAUACUUUCGAGUCUUGUUCCAAAAUUGUGGAGCUUUUCCAGCAGGAGCUCACAAACCCAAAGCAACCAGUGCAAUCAGCUGCAGCUGCUUCCUCUACCACUGCUUCACCAGACCAGCCUGUGAAGGAUCUGGUCAGCUGUUCUGCAGAAGACCUUGCAUUACUCCAGAACCAGCACAUAUUGGUUGGCCACAGGUAUUGCCACCCUGACCAUCCUGACCAGAUCUUUUUGCUGAAGAGCAUUGAUGGCAGUGGUGCCAAGUUUGAGCAUCUACCAAUAUUUGGGCCUGCUGUCCAGCAUUGUGAAGACCUCUCAUCCUUGAGAGGAUGGAAGAUUACAAAAAAGGAAAUGACUCAGCUUCUCCCCACCAGCCUUUGCAAAGAAAGGCUGCCACAAAAUUCAGCCAUGGUGCAGGCUGAAGCUGACAGGAUGUCAGUGAACUCUUUGUUGAUGGAAGCAUUCCACCAGAACAAGGCAGAUGAGAACCUAUUGGGGUUCACCUGUCAUCCCACCAACUGUGUGCUGCUGAAGAAAGUGAAAAAGAAGGAGCUGAAACUAUAUCCCUUGGGAACUUGUAGUCCAGUGGCACCACUUGAUGAAAAGAAGGUCUUGGAGAAGGGAAAGGCAGUUUUGGUGUGGUGGAAAAACAAGCCAUACACUGUGCAGCCAUACAAGGCCCUGAGCAAUUUCAAAGAGCCUGAGCGUGACAAGGGGAUUCUAUGCCCAUUCUUCUGGGUCAAGGCAUCAGAUGAUGAGGAAGCCAUCAACAUGACCUUUGGUUGGGUGGACUACAAACACCUCAAGAUUCCUGUGCUCGAAAAUCAAGAGCCCAUCAAAGCAGAGACUGUGCUGUGUAAGUCUUCAGUGGCUGUACUGGAGCCUCCAACCAGUGAGCCCAAUGCCAAAAAGGCAAAGGUAUCUUGA